AUGAGGAGGAGAAGGAGCCAAGGGGAGAUGAGGAGGAGAGGUGGGGCUCUGGAGGAGAGGAGAGGAGGAGGAGAGGAAAGGUGGAGCUCUGGAGGAGAGGAGGGGAGAGGUGGAGGAGGGGAGAGGUGGAGGAGGGGAGAGGAGGAGGAGAGGAGAGGUGGAGAAGAGGAAGAGGAGGGGAGAGGAGGAGAAGGAGCCGAGGGGAGAGAGGAGGUGCUCUGGAGGGGAGAGGACAAGGGCAGAGGAGAUGAGAGUUUGAGGCUCGGGGCAGAGGAGGAGGAGGAGGAGGAGGAGGAGGAGGAGGAGGAGGAGGAGGAGGAGGAGGAGGAGGCGGUGGAGGAGGAGGAGGAGGAGGAGGAGACAGAUAGACGUUUAUUUAUUCAAGAGCAUAGCACAGGGUCAGAGCGGCUGUGUCCAAACAGCAGCAGUAUCUGA
Knipowitschia caucasica is the source of this 435-nucleotide messenger RNA. Lineage: Eukaryota; Metazoa; Chordata; Actinopteri; Gobiiformes; Gobiidae. The record is from the annotation of a GenBank genome assembly.